Molecule: messenger RNA, 1829 nt
Organism: Actinia tenebrosa (Australian red waratah sea anemone)
Lineage: Eukaryota; Metazoa; Cnidaria; Anthozoa; Actiniaria; Actiniidae
Product: N-acetylglucosamine-6-sulfatase
Biological process (GO): glycosaminoglycan metabolic process
Molecular function (GO): glycosaminoglycan binding; N-acetylglucosamine-6-sulfatase activity
Source: RefSeq, a predicted model, not a curated record
UAUCAUGGCGGGGGGCAUCAGACGGAACUUGAGUGCUGAAGUACAGCACGUGAGAAAUCGAGCAAGAACAACAUUGCCGCUAUGAAGAAAUCAACCUUUCUGGUUUUAGUGAUCUCUUGUUUAUUUGCCUAUGGAAGAAACAGUGUUACAGCCAAGAAGCCAAACAUCGUGUUGAUACUAACAGAUGACCAAGACACGAUCCUAGAAGGAAUGAGUCCUAUGAUCAAGACCAAGAAACUUAUCCAGGAAAAAGGGAUUUCUUUCGAAAAUAUGUUUGUAACAAGCCCUCUUUGCUGCCCAAGUCGGUCAAGCAUCCUGACAGGAAUGUACACACACAACCACCACGCCAUUAACAACUCUGUUGAAGGCAACUGUGCCAGCAACAAAUGGCAACGAGAAUCCGAAAAACAGACCAUGAACACCUUUCUUAAAGCUAUGGGUUACGGCACACUCUUUGCUGGGAAGUACUUGAAUCAAUAUGGUAUCAAUGAAACAGGGGGUCCUCAGCAUGUCCCCCCUGGAUGGGACAAGUGGUAUGGACUGGUUGGCAAUUCCAAGUACUACAAAUAUACCCUUUCUGUGAAUGGAAAACCUGAAGUUCAUGAAUCAGAUUAUAAGAAGGACUAUUUGACUGAUGUGAUUUCCAGGUACGCUACAAGCUUUAUUCAAAGCCGAGCGUCGUCAUCUUCACCGUUUUUCAUGUUCCUGUCAACGCCUGCCUGUCAUGCGCCAUUUACCCCAGCCCCACAGUACAAAGACAUGUUCAAUACAAGUAAAGCCCCAAGGACGCCAAGCUUUGAUGUAGCAGGAGGGAAGACCAARCACUGGUUGAUAAGACAAACCCCACAUCCCAUGGCGAAAUCGUCCAUUGAUUUCUUGGACAAUGCGUUUCGGAACAGGUUGCGCACUCUUCUGUCGGUCGAUGAUUUGGUAGAGCAAGUUGUAACAAUGCUGGACAAGACGAAACAACUUCAAAAUACCUUUAUCAUCUUCACAUCUGAUAAUGGCUACCACCUCGGUCAGUUUUCUCUUCCUGUAGACAAAAGACAGCUCUACGAGUUCGAUAUUCGAGUUCCGUUCCUGAUUCGAGGUCCAGGAUUAAAAGCAAACAAAACCCUUCAGAGUCCGAUUCUUAACAUAGACAUCGCACCAACUAUAAUAGAAUUAGCUGGAGGUCAAGCACCAAAGACUAUGGAUGGACGGUCCAUUGUACCAUUACUGAAUGAUUCUAAUGUCGAAGAAAGCCAAGAGGACAACAAAGUCAAAGUUCAUGAUGCUGCUGUGAAAUGGCGUGAAGACUUUCUAGUGCAGCAUUCAGGAGAAGGCAAAAUGAAAGUCGAGGGCUGCCCAAAACUUGAACCAGGAUUUGAGAGUUGCGAGCCUGAUUGCGUCUGCGAAGAUACCUGGAAUAACACUUAUUCCUGUCUCAGAAAACUGAGCAGUUCUCAAAACUUUAUGUUUUGUGAAUUCCGUGAUAAAGAGGUUUUUAUGGAAUAUUAUGACAUGACAAAGGAUCCUCACCAGCUGUCUAAUAUUGCUAAGAAGGUGAACCCUCGCGUUUUAGUUCCGCUACACAAAAGACUAGAAGCAUUAACGAUGUGUGCUGGUGAUACAUGCCGACAAGAGGACGACAAUGAUGAUGACACUUAGCUUCUUGCUGAAGCUAGUGGCUCAAUCUCAUUCGUUUUUACCCCCAGGGCUUUAGUUGUCUGGUGUUAGUAUUUUCUCCCGAAGAGGAGAAAUAUAMAAGCUUAAUAAUAAUCAGAUAAUUGAAAUUCAGUGUAAAAACCUCAAAAAGAAAAAUUAAUAAAGUCUAAAGGUAAAAUGUG